Messenger RNA from Dipodomys ordii (Ord's kangaroo rat), 891 nucleotides. Its product is annotated as taste receptor type 2 member 14-like. Gene Ontology annotation, molecular function: bitter taste receptor activity; G protein-coupled receptor activity. The record is from RefSeq and is a predicted model, not a curated record. Gene Ontology annotation, cellular component: membrane. NCBI's taxonomy places the organism in Eukaryota, Metazoa, Chordata, Mammalia, Rodentia, Heteromyidae. Bases 1 to 891 code for a protein of 296 amino acids. The transcript has a single exon. Gene Ontology annotation, biological process: sensory perception of taste; detection of chemical stimulus involved in sensory perception of bitter taste; G protein-coupled receptor signaling pathway.
AUGAUUUUUAGUGUGGAAUUCCUGGUUGGAAAUUUAGGGAAUGGGUUUGUGGCCCUGGUGAAUGGCAGGGACUGGCUCCUGGGAAGAAAGCUCUCGGCCGUGGACCAGAUCCUCACUGCUCUGUCAGUCUCCAGAAUUGGUCUGCUGGGGCUGACCUUCCUAAACUGGUGGGCAGCUCUGUACUGCCCCUCAUCACUGAUGAUCCCAAGCAGGCUAAGAGCGGUUUACAUUUCCUGGACCGUCCUCAAUCAUUGCAGCCUCUGGCUCGCCACCAGCCUCAGCAUCUAUUAUUUUCUCAGGAUAGCUAAUUUUUCGAACGCCUUCUUCCUCUAUCUGAGGUUCCGAGUGAGGAGAGUGGUCUGGUGCAUCCUGCUAACGUCCCUGGCCCCCCUGCUUGUAAACAUCAUGCUGAUGAACUCGCACAUCGACAUCUGGGUCCGCGGCUCUGGAACCAAUGCAUCUCACACGCUCAGCCGGGAAUUUUCCAAACUUCUUUUAGCCCCCAACCUGGCUUUCUCGCUCCUGCCCUUUGUCCUGUCCCUGGUGGCAGUGCUGCUGCUCCUCGCCUCCCUGUGGCAGCACUGGAGAUGCUGGGGAGCUGUAGCUGGGGACAAGAGAGCUGAGGCCCACCGCUGGGCCCUGGGCAGCAUGGCCGCCUUCCUCCUCCUCUACAUCCUCUUCUUCCUCACCUUUCUCCUGCACGUCUGGACAUUGGAAUUUCCCCAGAAAAAUCUGACCAGUUUGUUUUACAAAGUGAUCGCAGUAAUGUUUCCUACUGGCCACUCCAUUGUCCUCAUCCUGGGGACCAGAAAGCUACGGGGGGUGGCUCUGUCUGCACUGCGGAGAGCUGCGGGGAGCUGUAGGGGGGUGAGGAGGCCCCCCCAUCCUUAG